Messenger RNA from Mandrillus leucophaeus (drill), 1511 nucleotides. Its product is annotated as neuferricin. The coding region runs from base 106 to 900 and encodes 264 amino acids. The transcript has 4 exons. Gene Ontology annotation, cellular component: membrane; endomembrane system. Lineage: Eukaryota; Metazoa; Chordata; Mammalia; Primates; Cercopithecidae. The record is from RefSeq and is a predicted model, not a curated record.
GAGAGGGAGCGCGCGCGCCGAUGACGUCACUCUCGGCGUCUCCGCCAUCUUGGCUGUAGACAGAGGCGGCAACUUGGGCAGUGCGGUGCGCGUGCGGCCGUAUCGAUGCUGAGGCUCGGAGGCCGUGGGCUUUUGUUGGGACUGGCUGUAGCCGCAGCAGCGGUGAUGGCAGCACGGCUUAUGGGCUGGUGGGGUCCCCGCGCUGGCUUUCGCCUUUUCAUACCGGAGGAGCUGUCUCGCUAUCGCGGCGGCCCAGGGGACCCGGGCCUCUACUUGGCGUUGCUCGGCCGCGUCUACGAUGUGUCCUCCGGCCGGAGGCACUACGAGCCUGGGUCCCACUAUAGCGGCUUCGCAGGCCGAGAUGCAUCCAGAGCAUUUGUGACCGGGGACUAUUCUGAAGCAGGCCUUGUGGAUGAUAUAUCUGAUUUGUCAUCUUCUGAGAUGCUGACACUUCAACAUUGGCUUUCAUUCUAUGAGAAGAAUUACGUAUGUGUUGGAAGGGUGACAGGACGCUUCUACGGAGAGGAUGGGCUGCCUACCCCGGCACUGACCCAGGUAGAAGCCACGAUCACCAGAGGCUUGGAGGCAAACAAACUAGAACUGCAAGAGAAGCAGACGUUCCCGCCGUGCAAUGCGGAGUGGAGCGCAGCCAGGGGCAGUCGGCUCUGGUGCUCCCAGAAGAGUGGAGGCGUGAGCAGAGACUGGAUUGGUGUCCCCAGGAAGCUGUAUAAGCCAGGUGCUAAGGAGCCCCGCUGCGUGUGUGUGAGAACCACUGGCCCCCCUAGUGACCAGAUGCCGGACAACCUGCCACACAGAAAUCGUGGGGACCUGGACCACCCAAACUUGGCGGAGUACACAGGCUGCCCACCUCUAGCCAUCACAUGCUCCUUCCCACUCUAAGCUGUAGCCUUUUCUGUUGAUAACACACAGAGAGCUCUGCCGAGAACCUGAGUAGGCCCUUGACACUUGUGUGCCCUGGGAUGCCCCCUGGCACAAAUCAGGAGGGUCUGGAAGGACGCUGGCUAUAUUCUGCAAAUGUGGCUCAUGCCCCUCACUGUGGCUCAGCGUUGUGGUGCCUGAGGGACAGCCGGCCACCUGCCCAGUACUGGUUGGCGUUUCACCACUAUUCCCCUUGACCUACUGGCCACCUUCCUCAGAGCCCUCAGAUACCAAUGGGCGCAAAUAUCACCAACUCCAUUUCCACUUGAAUUUACAACCAAAAGCCUGCUGGGUUGGUUACAGCUGGGCCAACACGGUAAGAGGCAAUAACAAAUUAGCAUGGGUUGAUUCUGGACUUGGAAAAGCUUUUGCUUGUAUGGAUACGGCAAAUCCAGAUGUCUCUGAACAAAGCAACAAUUUAAAGCAACGACAUUUUCUCUCCUUUAAGCACUUAAAAUCAAGUGUGGUGUGUUUUCAAAGGCAGAAGUCUGCAUUUUGAGCAAAAGGUGGUUUCCCAGCUCUUACAAGGUAACUGGUUAGCAUGACAUUCAAGUUUGGGCAGGGCUGCAAAC